UACCGGUGGCCAUAAAGGAACAGUAGAAUAUGACACAGUUCUUAUGACUGUCCCAGAUGUGACAUCAUUUUGCACUUCAUUCCAAACACUGGUCCUGGAGGAUUUUAGUAAUGAAGCAAUUGUUGUCGCUAAGACAACUGACCUUGAAAGCAUAACUGUGAACAAAGCUUCUCUGCGGGACGUCAGGUGGAACAAAAUUCAAGGAACUGAAUAUUCUUGGGGGGAGUUUCCACUGACAUCUAGCUCCAGCCAACACGUGGUUGAAAGCAGCAAAAGUCCCUUUAGUCUGAGUGUUUUUGGGAUCUCCAACUUAAAUGCAUUCGGAGAGGGUGCUACUUGUCUUGGUGGCUCCUCCCGACCAUCAUGCAGCCAAGUCACCUGCAGGAAGAAAGAAGUCUGUAAAAUCGAUCAUGGUAAAGCCACCUGCCAGGGAACAGGAGAAGCCACGUGCUGGGCAUGGGGAGACCCCCAUUACCACACAUUUGAUGGGAAGAACUAUGAUUUCCAGGGUACAUGCUCUUACAUCAUGUCCAAAACCUGUGAUCCUGACCUUCCUUUCUUUAAUAUUGAGACCAUGAAUGAAAAUCGAGGUUCAUCUCUUGUAUCGUACCUCAAAUCCAUCAACAUCCAGGUCUACAAUUAUAAUAUCACAGGCAUCAGGUCGGAAUUUGGAGUAGUGAGGGUAAAUAAUCAGCUGGUUCAGCUUCCUCUUAACUUGAAUAACAAUAAGCUGAUAUUAUUGCAAAGUGGAACUUCCUUAAUUCUCAAGACAGAUUUUAAGCUCAAAGUCAUUUACGACUGGAACAUUCUCCUGAAAAUUACUGUUCCUAGCACUUAUUAUGGCUCUGUUUGUGGUCUUUGUGGAAAUUACAAUGAUAACCCAAAGGAUGACCUUUCCAAAGAUGGAGAGACUUUAACCCCAAUAGCCUAUGGCCAAGUUUGGAAGGUGAAAGAGACCAGCGAAACAAACUGCCAUGAUGACUGUAAUGGAGAAUGUGUGACCUGCACUAAUGACAAGAAGAAACUCUAUGGUAAAAACCAGUACUGUGGCAUUCUCACCCAGAGUAAUGGGCCAUUUAAAGCUUGCCGCGACAAAGUUGAUUCCAUAUACAAGGACAACUGUGUAUACGAUAUGUGCCUCAAUAAUGGAUACAAACAGAUCUUGUGCCAGACAUUAAAGACCUACAGUGAUGCAUGCGCCAGGGAAGGCAUACAAGUUGAAGACUGGAGAAAUAUAACCGAUUGCCCUAUGGAUUGUCCUGAUAACAGCACAUAUAACCCAUGUGGAAGUGCUUGCCCAGCUACAUGUCUGGACCCAAAUGCUCCGUCCACAUGCACAGAACCUUGUCUCGAAGUCUGUGAGUGUGAUCCAGGAUUCGUGAUGAUUGAAGGAGAAUGUCAACCAAAGAAAAACUGCGGCUGCUUCUACAAAGGUCGUUCCAUCAGUCCAGGUGACUCAUUUUGGGACGAUCCCGACUGCAGCAGAAAAUGUUUUUGUAAUCCAAUUACUCGCAAAGUCGAAUGCAACAAUACUAAGUGUUCAAAUGGAGAAAAGUGUUUGGUCAUUGAUGGAAUCCAAGAUUGUUAUCCGACCAAAUACAAAACUUGCUCGGCUUCAGGAGAUCCUCACUAUGUUACCUUUGAUGACUUCCAUUACGACUUCCAGGGAUCAUGCCAGUACCUGCUGUCAGGGCUUUGUAUGAAGAGAAAUGAUUUAUCUGACUUUGAGGUCACUGUACUCAAUCAGAAUCAGGGAAGUCUCCUUGUCUCUUAUACCACUGCUGUCACCUUCAAGAUAUUUGGAAUAGAGAUUCAAAUCCGCAGAGAAUUCCCAGCAACAGUUUUGGUGGAUGGAAUAAAGUCUAACAUUCCAUUGAAAUGGAAAACAAAGCUUGGUAAUAUUGACAUCUUUCAGUCUGGGAGACAAUGUAUUGUUCAGACGAAUAUUGGAAUCCGGGUGACAUUUGACUGGGAGGCGCGAGUCGGUGUGACGCUUCCCUCAACAUACUCUGGAUCCGUGUGUGGCCUGUGUGGAAACUAUAAUGGUAAUCCUAUGGAUGACCUGAAAGAUCGCGAUGGUAAUCUUCAGCCUGAUCUUCCUUUGUUUGGUCACAGCUGGAGAAAAGGUCAAAAUGCCGACCAAUGCAUAAUUCCCAAGGAAAUUAACUGCACUGGUCUUCUACACCUGGAACAAGAGCAGAAGAAGACCCUGCAAGAGUGUGGCAUGGUGCUUGACACAAAGGGUCCUUUCAGAGAUUGCCAUUCUAAAAUUAAUCCUGAAUCUUACUUUAAAGACUGUGUUUAUGACAUGUGUGCAUAUGGUAAAAGGCAAGAUCUCAUCUGUAGACUACUGACCGGUUAUGUUGCUGCAUGUCAGGAUGCUGGGGCUGUCAUCUAUAACUGGAGGUCGGACUUUGUCUGUCCCAUGUCGUGCCCACUGAACAGCAGAUACAAUGUGUGUGUCAGCAGAUGUCCUUCCACCUGCCUCUCUUUGUCAUUGUCCACAAAAUGUGACAACUUAUGCAGGGAAGGCUGUGACUGUCAGGCGGGCUAUGUUCUCAGUGGUACUGAGUGUGUUCCCUUGUCCCAAUGUGGAUGUCUCUACAACUCCCAAUAUUUCAAGCCAGGGGACAUUUUCUAUCCAGAAAACACUUGUGAAAACAAAUGUACCUGCAACAAUGGAGGGACUGUGACCUGCGCGCCCACUUCGUGUGGUCCCUAUGAAAAAUGUAGCAUUGUUAAGGGGGUGCAAAGUUGCAAUCCUGUGGGAAAAGCUGUGUGUUCAUCCAUUGGGAGAACAACCUUCAAUACAUUUGAUAAUUUUGGAUAUGAUUUCAAUGGAAACUGCUCUUACGUACUAUCAGAGACCUGCCUGACUGAAGGGUCACAGCUGACUCCUUAUGUUAUUAGGAUCAGGAACAUAGACGGCUCAGUUUCCACAAGCAAGAAAGUCAUACUUGAAGUCUACAACUAUACUGUCACUUUUUUACAAGGAAAUGAAAACAAAAUUUUGGUAAAUGAUAUCAUUCGAAAUCUCCCAUUUGAGCUGGAAGGCAGUAGCCUCAGGGCUGACUAUGAGGGUGGAGGACUCAUCCUUAAAACCAACUUUGGCUUAAUCGUCACUGUAGACAAUGCUGUUCAUAUAACCAUACCCGCGACCUAUCACAAGCAGACAUGUGGUCUGUGUGGAAACUACAAUGAUGACAUCAAAGACGAUCUUAGUCCAUAUGAUGACGAUGCUGAAUCAUUUGCGGAUUCUUGGAAGGAACCAGAAGAAUUCUGUGCUACAAAUAAAAUUUGCACAGGUGUGAACCAAACAUGCCCUGACUGUCCCCGAUCAUUACGCAAGAUGCUUUCUGGGGAAAAUUUCUGUGGAAUUCUGUCUUCUCCAAGUGGGCCUUUCUCACCGUGUCAUGCCACAAUUGACUCUAAAGUCUACCGGACAAGCUGUGUAAAUACACUAUGCACAAAGACUGGAGAACUUUGUACAAUUCUUCAAGGCUAUGCAAAACUUUGUCAGGACGCGGGUAUAGCUAUUAAACCAUGGAGGACACCAAGCUUUUGUCCAUACACCUGCUCCCAGGAGAACAGUCAUUAUGAGCAGUGUGCCGAUGUUUGCUCCACCAGCUGCUCUUCCCUCUAUGAUCUUACCAUCUGCCCCACAACCUGCUCAGAGGGCUGCCAGUGUGACACGGGCUACUUCUUCCAAAAUGGUCUCUGUGUGACCCCAGACUUGUGUGACCGAUGCAUCUUAAACUCCACAUUUUACAGGGUCAAUCAAACCAUCAUCUCAGAAGACUGCAGCCAGUCCUGUACUUGUACUUCCCAACAUGUGAUGGUCUGUGAGCUACACAGCUGUGCUUCUGAUGAAAUCUGUACAGUCCUAGAUGGACAAGUCCAAUGUAUUAAUAAAGAUCCUUGUAAGUCAGUUACAUGCAGAAACAAAGAGCACUGUGAGACCAAUGAUGGUAAUGUUCCAGUUUGUGUUCCUGACUAUACAAAAUCGUGCACUGUAUGGGGAGAUCCUCACUUUACAACCUUUGAUGGAUACAACUUUGACUUCCAUGGCACUUGCACAUAUAUCUUGGCUGCAUAUGUUGGUUCUGAUGCAACCUUGGAGUAUUUCCGUAUUGAAGAAAGGAAUGACAACAGAGGAAAUCCGUCAUCCUCUUCCGUCAGACUGAUCAAUAUCUUUGCAUACAACUUCAACAUGUCUAUGUUGAAAGAUGAACUUGGACAAGUUCGACUAAACGGUGAAAUUCUGAAUCUUCCUCUUAUUAAUGACAAAUUCACCAUUGCUCAAAGUGGACCAUCCGCAGUCCUGAAGACGGCCUUUGGCCUUAGGGUUGAAUAUGAUUAUGACUCGCAUGUGGAAAUCACCAUCCCCAGUACCUAUCAUGCCACCAUUGGAGGUCUCUGUGGAAACUUCAAUGGCAACUCUCGAGAUGACAAAGUAUCUCCUGACAACAAACAAAUGACAGUGAUAACCAAGUGGGCAAUGUCAUGGAAAGUAUCUGAUGGAGAUGAUUUCUGCUGGGACAUUUGUCAUGGAAACUGUGCUGAAUGCAACGAAACUCUAAAGACCCUCUAUGAAGGAGAAGAGUACUGUGGCCUUCUUGAGUCUGACGAUGGGCCUUUCAAAGAUUGCUAUGACACAGUCCGCCCUGGAGUAUUCUUUAACAACUGUAUUAAAGAUGUUUGUAGUCACGAUGGCCUUGGCCUGUGUCAGGCUUUUGAAGCCUAUGUUACUGCAUGUAGAAAAGAAGGAGUACUCAUCCAGGACUGGAGAAACAUCACAGGAUGCAAUAUGAAUUGCCCACAGAACAGUCACUAUCAAUUUUGUGGCACUGCCUGCCAGGCCACUUGCUUAGACAAAACCUCUCCAGACAGAUGCACAGAACCAUGCCGGGAGACAUGCCAAUGCAAUGAGGGAUUUGUUUUUAGUGCUGGACAGUGUAUUGAUGUCACCACCUGUGGUUGUGUUUAUAAGGAUCUUUAUUACAAGCCAAACCAAGAGUUCUGGCUUGAUGAUAAGUGCAGUGUUCAUUGUAAGUGUGACCCCAUUCUUGGAAUGGUAGUGUGCAAAGAGAACAAAUGCCAAGACACGGAAAGAUGUAUGCUGAGAGGUGGGGUCCGGGACUGUUAUCCAGUAAGUUACUCCACAUGCAUAAGCACAGGAGAUCCCCACUAUACAACAUUUGAUGGAAGGAAGUAUGACUUCAUGGGGACAUGUACCUACCAGCUGACUGGAUUGUGCCCUUCUGUGAAUCCAAACCUCACCCCUUUUCAAGUCAAAGUUCAAAAUGAUAGAAGGGCAAGCAAAACUGUUUCCUACACGAAGUCGCUGACCCUGGAAGUGUACAAUCAAACCAUCACAUUGACCAGGGAAUAUCCACAUAGAGUUUUGGUUAAUGGAGUGGCCAAAUUUCUCCCUUGGUCCCUGGAAUCCAACAGAAUCAAAGCGUUUAUGAGAGGAGAACAUGCUUUUAUCAGAACUGAUUUUGAGAUAACCAUCAAUUACAACUGGGAAAAUUAUGGCCGAGUCAUGGUGCCCAACACUUAUGCUGAAGUCCUCUGUGGUUUAUGUGGGAACUUCAAUCAGGAUCCUAGUGAUGACUUGACCCCGAAAGGCACCGAAGAAGAUUCAAAUAAGUUUGAAGAAAAGUAUAGGGUCGGGGAAGAAACAGAAUGUAAAGCCGGGUGUGUGGUAGAGUGCCCAGACUGCAGUACAGAUGAUACACUUAAGUACUCUGAUAAAAAGUAUUGUGGCAUUAUCAAGAUGCCGGACGGACCUUUUAGUCAAUGCUUUGAUGUCAUCGACCCUACAUCAUAUUUUACUGACUGCCUAUAUGAUAGCUGUCUAUCUGGAGGUCAGUAUUCAGCCAUAUGUGGAGCCCUUGCUCGGUAUGUCUCUGAAUGUCAAGAAAAGGGAGUCUCCAUUGACAACUGGAGAAAAUAUACUAUAUGUGAGCCGAUCUGCCCUCCGAAUAGUCAUUAUGAGAUCUGCGGACCCGGAUGUCAUGCAACAUGUUCAAACCUGAACUCUGCCUCUGACUGCCAGAAGUUCUGCACGGAGGGGUGCUAUUGUGACAGUGGCUUCGUGCUCAGUGGAGAUACAUGUGUUCCCUUUUCUGAAUGUGGCUGUGACUACAAUGGUACUUAUUAUCAGAGAGGUCAGACCUUUUUUUGGGACAAACAAUGCAAUGAGCAGUGCCAAUGUACAGAUAAUGGAUUGGUGGAAUGUCAGGCAGCAUCCUGUAACUCCAAUGAAGAAUGUAAUAUAGUCAAUGGAGCCAUUGGUUGUCAUUCUAAGACUACAAAAACUUGCCUGAUGACUGGGAACCGACACUUUGCUACGUUUGAUGGCCUAAACUACAACCUUCAGCACUCAUGCUCCUACACCUUGACUGAGGUUUGCGAAGACUUAAAACUUGAGAACUUUUCUAUAGUGGCCCGGAGUGGAGGUUUUGAAAGAGACAACAUAGUAGGGACACAAUCAUUGCAAGUGAAUGUGCAUGGGUAUGAGAUUAUCAUUGAUCGGGAGGCACAGUGGACAGUGAAGGUCAAUGAGGAAAGCCGCAUCUUACCUCUCAUUCUGGGAAAGGGUAAUGUUGAAAUUCAUCAAGAAGGGUCCAGUAUUGUCCUCCAGACUGAUUUUGAGGUGGUUGUUCGCUACGAUACUAUAAACUCUGUUCACAUCACAGUUCCUUCUGCCUACAAAGGUGCAAUGUGUGGCCUGUGUGGUGACUUUAAUGGUCACUUUGAUGAUGACUUACGUCUACCCUCUGGCCAGAUAACUGCUACUGCUGAGGAAUUUGGGACAGCUUGGAGCACAAAUGGGCACUGUUACUGUAAAGAUAACUGCAAUGGUUGUGAAGACAUGAGGACAGCGAUAUUCAGCAGAGACAAGGCUUGUGGGUUGUUGCUGAAGGAAGAUGGACCAUUUUCUGACUGUUAUGGACUAGUCAACGUGACCAGCUAUUUUAACCAAUGUUUGUUUGAUAUGUGUGCAAGUGAUGGUCAAGCAAAGAUCCUAUGUCAAAGCCUUCAAGCUUAUGUUACAGUUUGCCAGGCAUCGGGGGCCAAAAUACAGUCUUGGAGGUCAUCCAAUUUCUGCAGUUUGGAGUGUCCACUGAACAGUCAUUAUGAGUUGUGCACUCACACUUGUGAUGUUUCGUGUUCUGCUGUCUCCGCACCAGCUUCUUGCACUGAGGAAUGCUCGGAGGGUUGUCAGUGUGAUGACGGAUACCUUUUUGAUGCAAAUCGUUGUGUGUCCAUGGAAAACUGUGGAUGCUUUCACAAAGGAAGAUACUAUAAUCUUGGAGAUUCGGUUGUGUCCACUGACUGUCUUCAGCAAUGCACGUGUUAUAAUGGUGGCAUUGUUGAGUGCAUUCAGUUUAACUGUUCAGAUGCUGAGUACUGUGGUCUUCAGGAAGGAAAACAAGGAUGCUUUAACAAACGUGGCACAUGUUCAUUAAGUGGUAGCGGCAGCCUGGUGUCAUUUGACAAUUUAGCUGGGUCUGUGGUCCCUGACAACACCUUUGACUUCGCCACUGUCUGCCAUGAUGCCGAGAGUUGGUUCCGAAUUGUUGUCAUUACGCAGAGUUGUGCGGCCCGUGAUAAGUUUGAUGUCUCCGCAGUCCAUGUCUACUUCUCUGAAUUCUCGGUGGCUCUGCGUCCUGAUGGAAAGGCUUGGCUGAAUGGACGGACAGUGAGUCUUCCCCUGAUGUCUGGGGCUGUGACCAUAGAGUCCACACAAGGAGGAUUUCUGAUAAAACGUGGAGAGGACUUUGAGUUCACGAUGGGUGAAUCUGGAGACCUGACCCUCAAUGUGCACCAAAAAUUCUUGGGAUCCCUCUGCGGAGCUUGUGGAAACUUUAAUAGAAAGAAAUCCGAUGAUCUUCAGACUCUGGGAGGAAAGUCACUUCCCAACUUCUCUGAGUUCAUCAUCUCUCUGACAGCUCAAGACUUUACUGGAUGCGACUCCGGGAAAUGAAAUGAAUUCUCAGACGAGGGAAAUUUCUCUGAAGACGCCCCUUAAUCCCCUUCUGUAAUCUUUUACUAUCAAUCUUCUUGUGCUAUAAAGAAAAUCAUAAACAAUGAUGGUGAAA
Molecule: messenger RNA, 8111 nt
Organism: Hyla sarda
Lineage: Eukaryota; Metazoa; Chordata; Amphibia; Anura; Hylidae
Product: IgGFc-binding protein-like
Exons: 19
Coding region: 44-7996 (2650 amino acids)
Molecular function (GO): protein binding
Source: RefSeq, a predicted model, not a curated record